AUGAGCAAGGCGUAUGGACUUUUCUACUCGUGGGAACUCCUCCCCGCCCUCACCGUGAUGGGCGUUUUCCUCACCACGGUGCCUAUGGGCACGUACGCCGGCUUCAAGCUUAUCCUGGGCGAGCCCAAGAAAAUCGCUGCCAAGGCCAUCGAGUACGAGUCUGAGCUGCGCAACCACAACCACGGCGUCAAGAAGCGCUACUACGGCCACUCCAAGACCGCCUCCUCCGAGACCCACUAA
Molecule: messenger RNA, 240 nt
Organism: Acanthamoeba castellanii str. Neff
Lineage: Eukaryota; Discosea; Longamoebia; Acanthamoebidae
Exons: 2
Coding region: 1-240 (79 amino acids)
Source: RefSeq, a predicted model, not a curated record